This is a messenger RNA of Penicillium canariense, 648 nucleotides long. RefSeq lists its product as uncharacterized. The record is from RefSeq and is a predicted model, not a curated record. The coding region runs from base 1 to 648 and encodes 215 amino acids. The transcript is spliced from 5 exons. NCBI's taxonomy places the organism in Eukaryota, Fungi, Ascomycota, Eurotiomycetes, Eurotiales, Aspergillaceae.
AUGAGCAUAAUCACCCGUUCAACUCGGUGUCCCUCACUUCUAAUCCACUUCAUCCAUCCUCAUCCACCCUCCACUUCAUCCAUCCUCAUCCACCCUCCAUCGUUGUCCACCCUCAUCCACCCUUCAUCCUCAUUCACCCUUCAUCGUCAUCCAUCGUCAUCCACCCUUUAUCCUCCAUCCUCAUCUAUCCCCACCCUCUUCCCACCUCCAUUGCCAUCAUUACACCAGAUGGCCGAUGAUAAUCCUCCUGCCGACCUUUCUGGGGGCCCGCCCAAGCGUCCUGGCGAGCUCACCCAACGCCAGAUCAAGCGGCGCAAAGAUAGGCGCCGUGCUGAGAGGAAGGAGGCGGACACCCAGGCGGCCCUGGCAAGCCAGGAGCCUGGUGGUGGUGGUGGUGUUCCUGCCGGCCCGAGCCUUCGUAGUGGUCUUCGUGGCGGUGCUGCUGGCCGGGGUGCUCGUGGUGGUGACCGUGGUGACCGUGGCUGUGGGCGCGGUCACGGUGCUCUCCACGCUGCCACUACGGGUGCGUCGUUAGCGGCACCGGCCACCGAGUCCGCCGAAAACUCUGUCUCGGAGCAGGAUGAGCCUGCGUUGCAUGACUUGUCUGCCGUGCUGUACUAUACGUUUUCCUUCGCGCGGACAAUCUAA